Ilex paraguariensis (yerba mate) is the source of this 2711-nucleotide messenger RNA. The record is from the annotation of a GenBank genome assembly. NCBI's taxonomy places the organism in Eukaryota, Viridiplantae, Streptophyta, Magnoliopsida, Aquifoliales, Aquifoliaceae.
ACCCUCAAACUUCCACCUUCACAUGAAACCGCCUCUUUCUCCGCCGAUUUGCAUUUCUUCCUCCAAUCUCUCACUUCAACUCCUCUCGUCUCUCACUCCUAAGCCCCAGACUCUCCUGCACUUCCAAAAACUGUUCUCUUCAACCUCAACUGAGACACCCAAAUGGAAUUCAAACACCAAGAACCUUAUGAUCACCAACCCAACUCUGUUGCUCAUGGAGUCCUGCAAUUCAAUGUCCCAGUUGAAGCAAAUUCAAGCCCAUAUGACUCGAACUGGCCUUAUAUUCCACCUUUUCCCUGUAAGCCGAGUCCUCUCCUUUUGCGCCCUCUCAGACGCCGGCAACAUAUCCCAUGCUCAUUUAUUAUUUACUCAAAUUUCUGAACCCAAUGUUUAUAUAUGGAAUACUAUGAUUAGAGGGUAUUGUAAAGCGCAAAAACCUGUAGUGGGUUUUUCCUUUUUUCAGAAAAUGGUUCGAGAAUACGUUGAAAUGGAUAGGAGAAGCUUUGUGUUUGCGUUGAAAGCGUGUGAGCUUUUACACCGAGUUGAAAUGGGUAUUUCGAUUCAUUGUAGAAUUUGGAAAGUGGGUUUUGUGUUUGAUUUGAUCGUGCGAAAUAGGUUGAUUCAUUUUUAUGGUAAUUGGGGGUGUUUAGACUAUGCACAGAAAGUGUUUGAUGAGAGUUGUGAAGUAGACGUUGUAUCCUGGACUGCCAUGAUUGAUGGUUAUUUGAAAAAGAAACGGCCUGAUGAGGCCUUGAGGCUUUUUGAUUCGAUGUUAGGAAGUAGUGUUGAGCCCAAUCAGGUUACUUUGAUCACGGUGUUUUCCGCGUGUGCACAACAGGGGGACUUGAGUUUGGGGAAAUCUAUUCAUAAAUAUGUAGAAACGAACAAUGUCAAAUGUAGUCUAAAUUUGAUGAAUGCGAUGUUGGAUAUGUAUGUAAAGUGUGGUGGCUUCAGUUCGGCGAAAGAGUUUUUUGAUGAGAUGGAGAUAAAGGAUGUUUUCUCAUGGACAAGUAUGAUCAAUGGUUAUGCCAAAAAGGGGGAGUUAGACUUGGCAAGAAAAUAUUUUGAUGAGAUGCCCGAGAGGAAUGUGGUUUCUUGGAACGCAAUGAUUGCUGGUUAUUCGCAGAACAAUAAACCUGAGGAAGCUCUAGAGCUUUUUCAUGACAUGAAGAAAGAAGGCUUGGUCCCCAUAGAGAGUACUUUAGUAUGUGUCCUCUCUGCGUGUGCUCAGUCUGGUUGUUUGGAUUUAGGUCAAUGGAUUCAUAAUUAUUAUGUUAAACAAAACCGGAUUCAAUCUAGGGUGAUUCUAAGUAAUGCAUUCAUAGACAUGUAUGCCAAAGGUGGAAGCAUUGAUGCAGCCGCAGAGGUCUUCAAUGAGAUGACAGUGAAGGACAUGGUGUCUUGGAAUUCCAUUAUAGUUGGAUAUGCUUCUCAUGGGCAUGCUGAAAAGGCCCUUAACCUUUUUGAAGAAAUGAAGAGUACUGGGUUGAAGCCUGAUGAUAUCACAUUUGUGGGGGUUCUGUCCGCUUGCAGUCACGGUGGGUUGGUGAAUCAAGGCUGGGAAUAUUUUAGAAACAUGGAGAGUGACUGUGGGUUAAAACCUAAAGUGGAACAUUAUGCAUGCAUGAUUGAUUUACUCGGCCGAACUGGGCACCUUGAAGAAGCAUAUGAGUUGAUAACAAAAAUGCCGAUGGAGCCUGAUGAAGCAGUUUGGGGUGCUCUUCUUAAUGCAUGUAGGACACAUGGAGAUGUUGAGCUAGGCAAGCUUGCUGCUGAUAAACUAAUGCUUUUGGAUCCUAAAGACAGCGGUAUUUAUGUGCUCCUUGCAAGUCUUUGUGCAAAUGAGAAAAAAUGGGGGGAUGUAAGGACAGUUAGAAGUUUGAUGAGAGAAAAAGGUAUCAAGAAGACUCCUGGGCAAAGCUUGAUCGAGGUGGGUGGUGAGUUUCAUGAUUUUUUGGUUGCAGAUGAGGCACAUCAGCAAUCCAAAGAUAUUUACAAGGUGCUGAAUGAAUUAAUCUUGCUGUCAAGAUUGGGUGAUUACGCGUCAAACACUGCUGAAUUGGUUUAAUUUCACGACGACCGUUAAAUCUUAUUCCUGUUGUAUGAUAAAUAUGUCACGGUCUUGUCAAUACAGGCAAGUAGUUCUGCUCCAUUGAUUCAAUACCAAUGAGUUGGCCGCCAAUGUGAUAUACUGAAGUACUCGGUGUAAAAUUGUAAGAGCAAAGUUGACUAUACAAAGAGUGUCAAAACUUCAAACAACACACGCCAUCUAAAAUUCUGCACCGAUAGGGAAGACUUUGUGAAAGAGGAUAAUCCCCUGGGAUACAGGCACAUAGCUGACCAAAUCAAUUGUUGCAACUCAGAGCGCCACCUUUGGAAAUCUUCCAAAGGAUGAGUUCUAACUUUGCAGGCCUGUUGAGGCAUUUGCUAUUUGAUUGUUGCAGUUUAGAUCCCUUUGAUUGGUGAGGGAAGCGUAUCAUUUGAGAAGCACGAGGAUGAAGAGUACCAAUUUUGGUGCCCAGCCCCCUUGUACGUGGUCCUGUGUAAUGAGUGUGGAGAACAUUUUUUUAAAAUUUUAAGUUCCCACCUCUAAGCAAUUUGACUCUGAUAAUAUCACUAUUUCAUGUAGCAACGCAAUGAGAAUAAUUUCCAUUACUAACUAUUUGCAUCAAGGACUAACUAACUUGUUUUUUAUUAAGCUGAGUCAAGUA